UAAAAUCCACAUGAUCCAAUCCUUUUUCCCACUUUCUUCUUCCGGGUUUGAUGGACGUUGCUUAUAUAUAGCCCAAUGUUUUUAUUCAGAACCAGAACACAAUUAAGCAAGCCUUCUUUCUUCCGCCCUAAACUUCAAGGAAAAAAAAACAAGAAAAAGAAAGGGUUUCUAGCUUACAUAUCUUGAUUUGCGUCGCACAAUGGCGGGCAAGUGGGUUCCAAUCUCAGAACAAGAAACAGUCAGAGAUGAACUGAGCGUGUUAACCAUGUCCGACCACGACAUCAUGAACCAUAUUCAUGCAACCCAUAUUCCGGGGGAUGAAAAGUUUGAUGUCGACUCUCUUUUCCUUUUCGCUGAGAACAUCCUUAAGCGUGCCUCCCUGAUUGUUGACAAUGUUGCCCUGGACUUGCUGCACGGUACAGAAGCACACCUGGAGAGCCUGGACGACAUGAUGAGCCCCAAAGCGAGCUUUAAUCCGCCGUUGUGUACACUGAAGCGAAUUUCCGGCGAGAUGCAAUGCAAGACCCCGGGAGAGGAAAUUGCUCACAAGAUAACGAUGUCGAUACUAAACAAGCUGUCUGGCUAUUCGUGGGAUGCAAAGGCAGUGCUUACGCUUGCUGCUUUUGCAUUGGACUUUGGGGAUUUCUGGCUCCUCGCCCAGCUUCACCCAACAGAUCACCAACUAGCCAAGUCAGUGGGAAUUCUAAAGCGAGUUCCUGCUAUCUCAAGGCGGCCGGGGCUUCAGAAACACCGGAAAGCAUUGAUUGAACUUAACAUGCUGAUCCAGGCCAUAUUGGAAAUGAUGGAGUGCAUCUUGGAGUUAGAGAAGUUAUCUGCAGUACAAGCCUACAAAACUAAGUACGUACCGGCGCCAUUGUCGAUUGCCAUGGAGCAUCUCCCAGUUGAUGUGUAUUGGGUUAUCUUAGCUAUUGUAGCUUGCGCUACUAAGAUGUGUGGCCUCACCAGGGACGAGGAUCAGGUACAGGAAAUCGCCCCUUUCGCUCACAAACUCAACAUCGUCCUCUACCUACUAAAGAUGCAGAUUAAAAUUUGCAAACAACAAAUCGGUUAGCCACGCCCACGAUCAGCGGUUUCAUUCAUAGGAAUGCAUGUACAUAUGAAAUGCAGCUUAAUUGCCUCUGUUUUCUUUGGAAUGCAAUGCCUCAAAAAUGGACUACCACCCUUUUUUGCAUUAUAUUUAUCAAUUAUCUAACAAAAGUACUGUCGCUUUAUCACUUUA
Juglans regia (Persian walnut) is the source of this 1240-nucleotide messenger RNA. RefSeq names its product protein SIEVE ELEMENT OCCLUSION B-like. Lineage: Eukaryota; Viridiplantae; Streptophyta; Magnoliopsida; Fagales; Juglandaceae. The transcript has 4 exons. Gene Ontology annotation, biological process: phloem development. The record is from RefSeq and is a predicted model, not a curated record. The coding region runs from base 200 to 1072 and encodes 290 amino acids.